Bradysia coprophila is the source of this 935-nucleotide messenger RNA. RefSeq names its product vacuolar protein sorting 28 (gene Vps28). Gene Ontology annotation, molecular function: protein-containing complex binding. Gene Ontology annotation, biological process: protein transport to vacuole involved in ubiquitin-dependent protein catabolic process via the multivesicular body sorting pathway. Lineage: Eukaryota; Metazoa; Arthropoda; Insecta; Diptera; Sciaridae. Gene Ontology annotation, cellular component: ESCRT I complex. The record is from RefSeq and is a predicted model, not a curated record.
UGUCAAAUGCUGAAAACAUUAAAAUCUCUUUUAGUGACUCAUAAAUUUCGUUGUUUUUAUUGUUCUAUCGAAAAUUUAUUUAAGAAUCCUUUAAAUACCAGUGAGCGUUCCAACAAAUAGUGUGGCCUAUCGCUUUCAAUUCGAACGCAGAUGGUAGAGUAGAAUAAACAAAGAAUUUCUAACAGCCAAUCACAAAAAUGCAGGAUAAUCGGCCUGAACUUUUCGAGGAGGUGAAACUGUUCCGAAAUGCCAAGGAACGUGAGAAAUACGAUAACAUGGCUGAUCUGUAUUCGAUAGUCAACACACUACAAAAUUUAGAAAAAGCUUAUAUAUGGGACUGUGUUACGCCAAAGGAAUACACAGCAGCUUGCUCCAAGUGCCUCGUUCAAUACAAAGUAGCCUUCAAGCAAGUGCAAGGAUCAGAAUUUCCUAACAUCGACGCCUUUGUUAAGAAAUUCCGUUUGGAUUGUCCAGCUGCAUUGGAACGUAUCAGAGAAGAUCGUCCGAUCACCAUCAAAGAUGACAAUGGAAAUACUAGCAAAUGCAUUGCCGAUAUCGUAUCACUGUUUAUCACACUAAUGGACAAGUUACGUUUGGAGAUUAAAGCCAUGGAUGAAUUGCAUCCCGAAUUGAGAGAUCUUGUUGAUACGAUGAAUCGAUUAUCUUUGAUUCCGGAACAAUUCGAUGGCAAGGAGAAAGUAAAUGCGUGGUUAACCACAUUGAAUCAAAUGCAAGCGUCCGAUGAGCUGUCCGAGAGCCAGGUCAGACAAUUGCUGUUCGAUUUAGAGGCAUCUUAUGCUGCAUUCAAUAAUCUGUUACAUGCUUCUUAAAUGCGCUUCAAAUGAAUGAAUAUUUCCGUUGAGUUAUAAGAGAGAGUUAAAUACAAUUGAUUACGAAUAACAAGUCAAUAAACUUAUAUUAUUUUGCUGUCACAA